Bufo bufo (common toad) is the source of this 2138-nucleotide messenger RNA. RefSeq names its product coiled-coil domain containing 78 (gene CCDC78). Bases 296 to 1978 code for a protein of 560 amino acids. Gene Ontology annotation, cellular component: cytoplasm. NCBI's taxonomy places the organism in Eukaryota, Metazoa, Chordata, Amphibia, Anura, Bufonidae. The record is from RefSeq and is a predicted model, not a curated record. The transcript has 15 exons.
AUGGCAGACAGGGUUAAUUCUGAUGACAGAAACCCUUUAAGACUCAUCUCGUGUGUUCUCCUCCACACACACAUAAAGCUUUGUGCUUGGUGUCAUCACAACUGCAUUAUAAAUAGACCUGGUGACGUCACCGCGCCUCCGUUGUAUCCUGUGCUGCAAGCCUUGCAUUCCCCUCCCUGUCACUGGGGAGUCACCGGCUGAUUGCUUGCCAGGUCUCCAUGGUAACUCCUCUCCCGGCUGUAAACACAUCCAGCCCGGGGUGCAUUGCUCUGCCUUUCUGUGCUGUGUGACAACCAUGGACGCCUCUGAAGACAGUGACUUCUCUCUGAAGGAGCAGGUCAGGCAGCUGAGCAACGAGAAUGUUCAGCUGCAGGAUCGCAACGAGAGACUGUACGCCAAGCUGACCGAACUGCAGGACAAGAUGGGGAAACUAGCUGGGUCCAAGACGGAUCUGUCGUCACGACUGGUGAUGAGCGAGGAGGAGAAGCUGAAGAUUUCUAAGGAGUUGAUAGAACUUCAGAUUGAAACCAACAAGAUCAGGGAGCACUACGAGGCCGAGAUUUUUGAACUCAAGAACAUAAUCUUGACACUGGAGAACAGAAUGAUGACCGUAGAACUUCAUAAGGAGAAGUUAUCUGGAGAGUACGAGGCCUUGAAGGAACGUCUCCGAUCUGUGGAGGUGAACCGUAAGGACCUGGCUGACGAGUACAUCGUUUUAAAGAGUAAUUACCUGGCACUGAGCAAAGAGCAUGAGCGUGAGGUUGCCAAAAAUGAUGAGCUGAGCAUGGAGCUUCUCAAUCUGGUCAACCGAGAGCGAAAUGAUGCCUACACGCAGUCUCAAGCUCUGGUCAAUGAGGCCACGUCAGAGCUGGACAGGGUGCGAGCCAUGGUCAACCGCAUGUCAGCGCGAAAUAUCAAGCCUGAAGAGCUGGUGGCCUCAGAGCAUGAACGGAAAAAACUAGAAAGAAACCUUCUUGGGAACCAAGAUGAAAUCAAGGAAGAGAUUCAAAGCAUGAAGAAAAUCCACGACACCCAGCAGCAGAAGUUAGAGGAGCGAGUCAUUGCCAUGGGUAAGGAGCUCCAAGAGGCGAAAAGAGGCAUCCGCAACACUCAGCACAAGAUGGCCGAACAGUCUGCAGUUCUCUUGACAUCUCAGAGUCAGCUGAAGGAAAUUGAAGCUGAAAACUCUCGUCUCCAGAUGCAGCUGAAGGAGCUCAAUGAGGAGUAUCGAUCAAGGCUCAACCACUAUAUUCAGGAUCUAGCUGAUUACGUGGAUGGGAAUCUGAAGAGUGGAACAGGAGGUAAAUUGGAGCCGGCUCGCAUGAAGCAAUAUGUGGACAACAUGCUUGGUGACAUCAAAGCUUCUCACAGGUCUAGGGAGGAGCAGCUGGCGACGGCGGCGCGGCAGUACAAGAAGAGGAUGCAGAACCUCCUCAAGAAACAUGAGAACCUGAUGAUUGCAUACCGAAUGCAGAGGGAGCAGAUCCUGGCUUUGGGGGACAGUGACGUUGACCCCGGCCCCCCCGAACAUCAUUUCUCUAUCACCGACCCCGAUCUACAGUCUCAGUCGUCCCUGGAGUUAAACCGACUGAGAGAGGACAAGGCCCGGCUGGAGUCACAGAUCCAGGAUCUGAAGGAGAAGAGAAGAAUAAAUGACAAUGCCGUAUUCAAUCAAAAACAACGCAACCAGAUGAGCGAGGAGAACUGGGCAGAGAUCAGGAAGCAACUGAGAGAGUUCACCCACAACACACAGGAGGACUUGGAGAAGGAAAGGAGUCAGCUGCUGGCGAGAGCAGUGGUAGCGGAGGAGCAGGUAGCGGAGCUGCAGGAGUAUGUGGAUAAGCACUUGGGAAGAUAUAAACAGGAAAUCAUGCGGCUGCGGAAGCUGAUGGGCAGCGACGGUCAGAGGGCCUUCAGCGCUGACGCUCCUCAGUCACUGCACAUCAGGGCUCUGAGGAAGAGCAGCCAUGAGAUGUGAUCCCCCUCUACAGGCUGUCAGUGGUACUGCGUGCCGGACUCUUCACAGACUGUAUGACCUAUGGAAGGUCUCCGGCUGUAAUCUGGGGUCGGAGGACCUCUCUGUCAUUGACUUUAUUAACGACCAUAUUAUAGUCAGAAAUAUUUAUUUUUACAAAAAA